Pyrgilauda ruficollis (rufous-necked snowfinch) is the source of this 3627-nucleotide messenger RNA. It is a transcript of the gene VAV2, whose product is annotated as vav guanine nucleotide exchange factor 2. The transcript is spliced from 28 exons. Gene Ontology annotation, biological process: intracellular signal transduction; regulation of GTPase activity; cell migration. The record is from RefSeq and is a predicted model, not a curated record. Lineage: Eukaryota; Metazoa; Chordata; Aves; Passeriformes; Passeridae. Gene Ontology annotation, cellular component: cytoplasm. Gene Ontology annotation, molecular function: protein binding; guanyl-nucleotide exchange factor activity. The coding region runs from base 1 to 2580 and encodes 859 amino acids.
AUGGACGGCAGCCCGCCACGUCACGCGCUCAGGGAUGCAGGAGAAGAUGCUCGGCCCCGCUUGUGGUACCCAAGCUGGGCCCCGGCGCGGAGCGAUGCUCUCGGGGCCGGCGGGCGGCGAUGGAGCGGGGCGGUAGCGCGGAGCCGCCGAGCACAGCGGCCCCUGGGGCAGCUGCCCGCGGCCCCUGAGCGCCGGCAGGAGGAGGAGGAGGAGGAGGAGGAGGAAGAGGAAGGCCGGGGCAGGCGGCAGAGCGCGGCCAUGGAGGAGUGGCGGCAGUGCGGCCGCUGGCUCAUCGACUGCAAAGUUUUGCCCCCGAACCACCGGGUGGUCUGGCCCUCGGCCGUGGUCUUCGACCUGGCGCAGGCGCUGCGGGACGGGGUGCUGCUGUGCCAGCUGCUGCACAACCUGUCCCCCGGCUCCAUCGACCUCAAGGACAUCAACUUCAGGCCGCAGAUGUCCCAGGUGAUCUCUGCAGUAUCCAGGCUCUCCUUCCACAGUAUUGCUCAAACCAAAGGAAUUAGGCCCUUCCCUUCGGAGGAGACCACGGAGAAUGACGAUGACGUGUACCGGAGCUUGGAGGAGCUGGCAGACGAACACGAUCUGGGCGAGGACAUCUACGACUGCGUCCCCUGCGAGGAUGAGGGCGAUGAUAUCUACGAGGAUAUCAUCAGAGUGGAGGUUCAGCAGCCCAUGAAAAUGGGAAUGACAGAAGAUGACAAAAGAAAUUGCUGUUUGCUAGAAAUCCAAGAAACUGAGGCCAAAUACUACAAAACCCUUGAAGAUAUAGAAAAGAACUACAUGAACCCCCUGAGGCUGGUACUGACUCCCCAAGACAUGGAAGCUAUUUUUAUCAAUUUGGAGGACCUAAUUAAAGUGCACUUCAGUUUCCUGAGAGCCAUUGAUGUCUCGAUGAUGUCUGGAGGAAGCAGCCUGGCAAAAGUGUUCCUGGAGUUCAAAGAGAGGCUGCUGAUUUAUGGCAAGUACUGCAGCCACAUGGAAUAUGCCCAGAACACCCUGAACCACCUCCUUGCCAACCGGGAGGACGUGCGGCAGAAGGUGGAGGAAUGCACACUAAAGGUCCAGGAUGGGAAAUUCAAAUUGCAAGAUCUGUUGGUGGUUCCAAUGCAAAGAGUUUUGAAGUAUCAUCUCCUGUUAAAAGAGCUGCUCAGCCAUUCCUCAGACCGGCCAGAGAAGCAGCAGCUGAAGGAGGCUCUGGAGGCAAUGCAGGACUUGGCCAUGUACAUCAAUGAAGUCAAGAGGGACAAAGAGACUUUGAAGAAAAUAAGUGAAUUUCAGAGCUCUAUAGAAAACCUGCAGGUGAAGCUGGAGGAGUUUGGGAGGCCCAAGAUCGACGGGGAGCUCAAGGUGCGCUCCAUAGUGAACCACACCAAGCAGGACAGUGUCAGGGAGCAAACAUCAGAUGGGCAGGAGAGGAGGUCCCAUGGAAAAAUGUGGUCCUACGGCUUCUACCUGAUCCACCUCCAGGGGAAGCAGGGCUUCCAGUUCUUCUGCAAGACUGAGGAGAUGAAGAGGAAGUGGAUGGAGCAGUUUGAAAUGGCCAUGUCCAACAUCAAGCCAGAGAAAGCCAAUGCAAAUCACCACAACUUCCAGAUGUACACAUUUGAGAAGACAACCAACUGCAAAGCCUGCAGGAUGUUCCUGAGAGGAACCUUCUACCAGGGCUAUCUUUGCCCCAAAUGUGGAGCAGGUGCUCACAAGGAGUGCUUGGAGAUUAUUCCUCCCUGCAAGAUGGGUUCUUCAGCAGACCAGGAUUCACUGGGUGCAGGACCUGGUCCUAAAAUGGUGGCUGUUCAGAAUUACCAUGGAACCCCAGCCCCUCCUGGGAAGCCAGUGCUGACCUUUCAGAUUGGGGACGUGAUGGAGCUGCUGAGGGGGGACCCCGACUCACCGUGGUGGGAGGGGAGGCUGCUGCAGACGAAGAAGUCGGGUUAUUUCCCCAGCUCCUCAGUGAAACCCUGCCCCGUGGAUGCCAGGCCCCCCAACAGCCGGCCGCCCUCGCGGGAGAUCGACUACACGGCGUACCCGUGGUUUGCAGGGAACAUGGAGAGGCAUCAGACAGACAACCUGCUCAAGUCUCAUGUCAGUGGCACCUACCUGAUCCGGGAGCGGCCGGCUGAGGCCGAGCGCUUUGCCAUCAGCAUUAAGUUCAACGAGGAGGUGAAGCACAUCAAGGUGGUGGAGAAGGACAACUGGAUCCACAUCACGGAAGCCAAGAAGUUCGAAAGCUUGCUGGAGCUGGUUGAGUACUACCAGAGCCACUCGCUGAAGGAGAGCUUCAAGCAGCUGGACACAACUCUGAAAUACCCCUACAAAUCCCGGGAGCGCUCUACCUCCAGGACCUUCACCCGCUCCCCAGUGUUCACCCCCCGGGUCAUAGGCACGGCCGUGGCACGGUACAACUUCGCGGCGCGGGACAUGCGGGAGCUGUCGCUGCGGGAGGGGGACGUGGUGAAGAUCUACAGCAGGAUUGGAGGGGACCAGGGAUGGUGGAAGGGGGAGACCAACGGAAGGGUGGGCUGGUUUCCCUCGACCUACGUGGAGGAGGAGGGCGUGCAGUGAGCGCGGCCGUGGCCGCUGGAAGUCGUCGAGCGCCCGGAGCCAGCAGCUGCAGCCUGAGCGCACUGUCCCCGUGCUGGACACCUCCCAGGACUGCCCCUGCAGCCCCUCAUGACCCCCCUGCGUGCAGGCUGCCCCAGCCUGGCCCCUGUUCCGUGUACAGAAGAUUGCUGGGCUGUGGGAUGGCGCCGGUGGAGAGCCCCGGGAGAGCCGCGCUCUCCCCGAUGGACAGAGCUCAGAGACUCUGGGUGCCCAGCAGGGCCUGGGCACUGCACCCCUCUUGUGCCAGGGGGUUUUAAAAGCCACCCUAGGCAUGCUGGAGGGAGGCUGAGGCUGAAGGUUUUGUGCCUGGGUGAGAAUUUGGGGGGUCUGGGGAGGGAGCCCCAAGGAGGCAAUGCAGACCCUCUGCCACAGCACUCGGGGGGUUCCCAGGUCAGGAUUUUGGCAGUGGCCCUGGCAGCCAUGGGCAGCACUGUGCUGUGGCCAGGGUGAGGGGCAGGGUGGGGACACCUGGCCCGGGAGGAGGAGAGGGCUGUGACCAUUUUGACCCUCAGGUGUGGGCUGGAAGUGGACCUCCAGGUCAGCCAGGAGGGCAAAAAGCCAUUUUGGCACUCUAAGCCCAUUUUCUUUACAGUCACCUCAGUCCCACCAGCCUUGCUGCAGGCAGGGGUGUGCCCAGGGAGCAGACUGGUCCCACUGGUGAGCAGGAGGUCUCAGUGCAUUGCAGGACUGGAGAUGUACUCCACACAAGGGCUUCAGAGGCCACCAAGGCACCAGGUCCAUGCAGAGGACAUGUCCCUGGGUCUGUCCUCCCCAGGCCAGGCUGAUUUUCCUUGCAGCUGUGACAAUUCCCACCUCAUGAGCUCAGGGUGAACCCACCUGAAUAAGGGCUAUGGUAUCAAGUCCUGAAUCCUGUUCCUGAGCUGUGAAAGCAUCUCCUCUUCCCAGCUGUGUGCACUUUUGGGGGCUGGCAGCAUUGCCCCCUGCUCUUCCUCCCACAGGCUGUUCCUGCUGCUGCUGUCAAGUAAAGGUCCAUGUGUUGUGACAUUC